UGUGAGAGAGGAAAAACCCUACGCAAACCCUCCCCUCGUCUCUCGAGUCGUCUUCUCUGUUCCUGCCGCUUUCCGCUCGAUCCCGGCUCCGUACCAGAGAUGGAGGGUUUCUUGUCCUUCUACUGCCUUUAGGAACUCGCCUCUCUCUCCCUCCCCCUUCCAAGAACCCCUGAAACGCUUCCAAGAAUAAAGUAGUUGCUUGAUCGGAGGGGCAAAAACCAAAAAAAGGGGAAAAAAAAUCCCUCUUUUAUAUAUACAUAUACAUCCAAGGCAUCUUUUUGCCGGCCAAGAACAUCUGGUCUCUUUUGCUUCUCUAACAAUGCCGCUCGGGCAGAGGUUGGGAGACAAAAGCGACUCGCGGUACUGCGGAGUGGAGACAGAAUUCGACUAUGACAUGCCUCAGGUCUUGACCCUCAAUCUUUCAGGUGGCUUCGAUUUCGUCAUGGCUCCACUGAUUGAUCCUAGUUAUAGACCUAGUUCAGUGAAAAAGGAAGCCAAUGGAAGUUCAGUUCUUCCUGUUGCAGCAUCGGACUUAAUUCUUGGCCCCUCACAGUGGAGCAGUCAUGUUGUUGGAAAGAUUAGCUCAUGGAUUGACUUAGAUUCAGAAGAUGAAGAACUUCGGCUGGAUUCUGAAAUUACUUUGAAGCAAGAGAUUGCAUGGGCAUCACAUCUCUCCUUGCAGGCUUGUCUUCUUCCUCCACCUAGGAGUGCUUCUUGUGGUAAUUAUGCAAGAUGCGUGAAUCAGAUCUUGCAAGGUAUAAACAAUAUGCAGUUGUGGCUUAGGGUACCAUUGGAGAAGUCUGAACUCAUGGAUGAUGAUUCUGUGAAUGCUAACAAUGAUCUUCAAAGUGGAAGAUUGUUUGAUGCAUGGGAAUUGUGGAAUUCAUUUCGAUUGCUAUGUGAGCAUCACACUCAGCUGUGCGUAGCUGUUGAUGUUUUGAGUACACUGCCAUCUGUUAACUCUCUUGCACGUUGGUUCGGGGAGCCAGUUCGAGCGGCCAUAAUUCAUACCAAUUCCUUCUUAACAAAUGCGAGAGGAUACCCUUGUCUAUCUAAGCGACAUCAGAAAUUGAUUAUGGGGCUUUUUAAUCAUUCUGUUCAGAUAGUAAUUUCUGGGAGCUUGGUUCAUAAUGUACCUCAGGAAGGUUAUGAAGAUUUGUCUUCUAACAGUCAUGAUAAUCAUAUUGAAGACAUGCCUGGCCGGCAUCUGUUGAGGCCUUACCUGGAUUAUGUUGCAUACCUAUACCAAAGGAUUGAUCCGCUGCCUGAGCAAGAGCGUUUUGAGCUCGGUUACAGGGAUUUCUUGCAGUCUCCUUUACAGCCUCUUAUGGAUAAUCUGGAGGCCCAAACUUAUGAGACAUUUGAGAAAGACACAGUUAAAUAUAACCAGUACCAAAGAGCAAUUUGUAAAGCUUUGCUUGACAGAGUCCCAGAUGAGGAAGCUUUAACAACGAGGACGGUACUAAUGGUGGUAGGAGCUGGACGAGGACCAUUAGUGAGAGCAUCUUUGCAGGCAGCGGAAGAAACAGGUCGCAAGUUGAAAGUUUAUGCUGUGGAGAAGAAUCCAAAUGCUGUGGUGACACUGCAUAGCCUGAUUAAAUUGGAAGGCUGGGAGGUCAUGGUCACCAUAGUUUCAAGUGACAUGCGUUGCUGGGAUGCCCCUGAGAAAGCGGAUAUCUUGGUGAGUGAGUUGCUGGGUUCCUUUGGUGACAAUGAACUUUCUCCCGAGUGUCUUGAUGGAGCACAAAGAUUUUUAAAACCAGAUGGCAUUUCUAUUCCAUCGUCAUAUACAAGUUUUAUUCAGCCGGUAACAGCAGCAAAGUUGUACAAUGAUGUUAAAUCACACAGAGAUCUUGCACAUUAUGAAACUGCAUACGUGGUCAAAUUACACAGAGUAGCAAGGCUUGCUCCUUCUCAACCUUUGUUCUCAUUUAAACAUCCGGAAUAUUCCGUAAAGAAGAGCAACCAGAGGUACAAAAAGCUGCGUUUUGAGAUACCCUUGGAUACAGGAUCAGCUAUGGUGCACGGGUUUGCUGGUUAUUUUGAUGCUACCUUAUAUAAAGAUGUUCAUCUCGGUAUCGAACCAUCUAUGGCUACACCAAAUAUGUUUAGCUGGUUCCCAAUCUUUUUCCCGCUACGGACGCCUCUGCAUGUGCCUAUGGGAUCUCCCAUAGAAGUCCACUUUUGGCGAUGCUGUGCUGCUACAAAGGUCUGGUAUGAGUGGUGCGUGACAUCACCUUCUCCAUCAUCUGUUCACAACAGCAAUGGCCGUUCUUACUGGGUAGGACUGUAAUGCGGAAGUGAUGGCACGCUGCUUGUCCUUUGGGCUGCUGUACCUUGAGGGAAUCCAUUCCAUUUGGUGAGAAGAGGAUCCUGGGGAAUCCAGUGUAUUUUUUGAAGAGAGCGUCACCCUUGUAUCGUCACUACGGUAUCCACAUAUGGCUAUGGCCGGUUUCAUUUACAACUAAAAUUUGUACCCUUUCAUUAUGUUUGGCAUUCAAAUCAGCUAAAAUAUGCAUCUUAAAAUCAAAUAUUUUCAUUAA
This is a messenger RNA of Elaeis guineensis (African oil palm), 2543 nucleotides long. RefSeq names its product protein arginine N-methyltransferase 5. Gene Ontology annotation, biological process: peptidyl-arginine N-methylation; regulation of DNA-templated transcription. Gene Ontology annotation, cellular component: cytosol; nucleus. The record is from RefSeq and is a predicted model, not a curated record. NCBI's taxonomy places the organism in Eukaryota, Viridiplantae, Streptophyta, Magnoliopsida, Arecales, Arecaceae.